Molecule: messenger RNA, 3057 nt
Organism: Fusarium venenatum
Lineage: Eukaryota; Fungi; Ascomycota; Sordariomycetes; Hypocreales; Nectriaceae
Source: RefSeq, a predicted model, not a curated record
AUGGCACAAUCUUGGAAGCAUAUACUCAAUCCCGUCAACGAGCAGGAGCAACAUGAUGACCACGCGACUCGUGUAAGCCAUACACCUUUAGCGGACGACCUUCAAUCAGCGACAAUGACGAACGUCCCCACCGAUAUCUACUAUAACUCGAAUGAACCUUUUAACAUAGACUUUUCGAUGACCGGCUGGAACGACUACACUGGAGAGUUCCCUCGAGAGAGCCAAUAUCUCGGGCCUGGAUCAUCAAAUCCGCUUGCCAAUGUUCCAGUGUCGCAACAAAACUACUUUCCGAGCGAGAUGAUCUUGGAUCCACAGCUCAUGGGCCUGAAUAUGAUGAAUCUAGACGCCACCAACCUCAACUUCAUGCUACCAGUAUCGACAGAACAGAUUAAUUCUUUUGAAGUUCCGCAUGCGGUUGACAACUCCCACUAUCUAGGGUUGCCUGUGGAUAGCUCCCAAGAGUCUUCAGUUACACCUGACAUCAUGUCCUCCAGCCAAUCGAAUUCUACGCCAGCGACUGUACCAGAAGUAGAAGACCUGGAAGAGGAAGGGCAGGAGGAAGAAAGUCUAUUUGUGACAGACCAAGACGAAACCAUAGUGCAUUAUGGUAUGCUUCACAAUGUCGAAGUCAAAUUAGUCCCGGACGACAUGUCAUCUCUCGACGAUAGGCUAAAGACAGGCGAAUCCGCAUACCAAUACUUCACGCCUACCGAAUACCAGAAGCAAGUCAUGCUUUGCUUUCCAGACGAUGAGAAGAAGCACUUUGGCCAUUUAUCUUCUGCAGCUGGACAAGCUCUCAUGCCGCUAAUCACUCGCCCGCGUGUAGACGUUGAGCCUUUGGCAUUGAAGGCCGACUUGCGAGAAAUCAUCCAUCGCGCGAACAAAUCCACUGAUGCGCGGGUAAAAGUCGACAUCAAUAUCUAUGGGCCACGAUCUGCGGCGACUUCUGUCGGUGAGGCUCUCUCCAACGGGAAACUAUGGCUGCAGCGGUCGAUUCAUGGUAAAGACGGGACGGAAUACAAUAACCCACAUUUUCUAAGCAUUACUGUUGCCGACAGACACAUUGGGAUGGUACCAAACGAGUUUGUUGCCUCUAACGGGCCUAAUAAGAAGAAGACAAGAGAAGAUCAACUUCGAAAGAUGGUAGAAGAAGUCUACAAUACAGUGGACAAUACACGAGAACUGGAACUCGUCGAAGGAGGUGACAGAGUCACCCGUCAACUUCUCAGACAUCAGAAAGAAGCCUUAGGUUUUAUGUUAGAAAGAGAAUCCGGCCACAUCAACGACCAAUACCGACUGUGGAAAGAGAUCGUCCAGGAUGGAAGAGUACAAUACCGUCACCGAAUUACCAAAAGACGGAGAGACACAAGACCCGAAGAGAAGGGAGGUGGAAUCUUGGCCGACGAUAUGGGAAUGGGAAAGUCACUUUCGAUCCUCGCCUUGGUCAUGAAGACGUUGGAUAAUGGGCAAGAAUGGGCGAGCCUGAAGAACGCUGAACACAAGGGGAGAAAGACGACUAGAUUUUCCCGGUCAACUCUCGUCGUCGUCUCGGCUGCGCUAUUGGUUGAUGAGUGGAUGAAUGAGGUUAAAAAACAUUUGCAGAGUGGUCUUAAGAUUAUCAAGUACCAUGGCGACAGACGGCCGAAAGAUCUAUCCCAACUCGACACAGUAGAGGACUCGGAUAUUGUGGUUACGACUUACCACACACUUACUACCGAAUACUUGAUAGGGAAGGGCAAGACCUCCCCGUUAUACAAGCUCGGCUGGUAUCGAGUUUUCUUCCAAGCCUGUGACUACCUCCACGCCAACUCCCGAUGGUGUCUAUCUGGAACGCCCAUUCAAAACAAGCUAGCCGACAUAGGCUCACUCUUCCGCUUCAUCCGUGCUGAGCCCUUUGACAAAGCAUCCGAAUUCCGAAAAUGGAUAGAGACACCAUUCGAUAAUUCUUACGAUGAACCAACUCUAGUCCGGGAUCGUCUAGUCAUGCUUCUUGAAGCCUUAUGCCUGCGCCGUACUCGAGAGGUUUUGGACCUACCAAAAACACGCCAAUUCGUGCGCCAUCUUAAGUUCACUCAACCGGAGAGGGAUCAGUAUGAGCGCACAAGGAAUAUCAUUCACCGAAACAUGGAGCAUCGAAUGGGAGAAGUUGAGAAGAGUUCGCAGUUUGGCAUGUUUCAGAUGUGGCUGCAGUUGCGUAUCGUGUGCAACCACGGAACUUAUCAAAAGCUCUUCUCAUGGCAUCGGAGGAAUCUGCUGGAGGAAAGAGAGGCCAUUGUUGGAACCGCUGGUCAAUAUGGGGAGAUGUUGUGUGUUGGCUGUGAACAACCAAUGCCAGUCCUUGGACAUGAUUGGUCGAAGAAAAUGUUUGAGGAUGGAUGUUCUCACGUUUUGUGCGCAAAGUGCAUCGAAGACUCACAAUUCUCCGAGUUGGAAACUUCACAAAGGCGCUGCCCCGUCUGUGUCAGAUGGUACCAGGCGCCCUCACCGACAGGGAACGAUGGGGGCUCAGACGACGGCACACCUCGACGCAAGCGAAAGAGGAAUGCAACUACGAAGGACGAUCACGAACAUUAUUUCAACACCGAGGGCCACUCGACUAAGAUACGAGCGCUCGUAGAAGAUGUUCGGAAGGAUUUGUGGACGACCAAGAGCAUCAUCUUUUCUUGCUGGACGAGGACACUUCAUCUUAUAGCUAGACAUUUGGAAAAAGCCGGUAUACCUUAUCUCCAGCUCGACGGAAACAGCCCUUUGCCUCAGCGACAGGUUACCUUGGACAAAUUUGAAAAUGGGAGCGAGACUCCAGUAUUGAUCAUGACUACCGGUACAGGCGCUUUUGGUCUAAACUUGACGAGCGCCAAUCGCAUUUUCAUCGCGGAAUUGCAAUGGAACCCAAGUGUGGAGAGUCAGGCUAUCUCUCGCGCGAUUCGUCUUGGACAGAAGAAGGAAGUCCGUGUUACUAGAUAUAUCACCAAGGAUACAGUUGAAGAGAAUAUAAAACAGCAACAAGAGUACAAGAAGCAAAUAGCAGCCCUUGGAUUUGAAGAGGAGAUUGACUGA